Messenger RNA from Dermochelys coriacea (leatherback sea turtle), 6942 nucleotides. RefSeq names its product KIAA0513 ortholog. The transcript has 14 exons. The record is from RefSeq and is a predicted model, not a curated record. The coding region runs from base 385 to 1644 and encodes 419 amino acids. Lineage: Eukaryota; Metazoa; Chordata; Testudines; Dermochelyidae.
CGGCCCCAGGCUCGGAGGCUGCGCGGUGCUGGCGCUGCGAGCGGCGCGCGGAGGCCGGGCCUAGGUGGAUGCACGGCACUGCAAGGAAGGCCAGUCGUGGGCCAGGAACUCAUCGUGCUAGAUGCUGUACAAACGCAGAACAGAAAGAUCGUUCCUGCCCCAAAGAGCUUCUAGUCUUGUCAUUUCAACGCUGCCGAUGCCUUCUUGAUAGCCUGGAACCUUGAGGGGACUUGCCAGCUCUAGCCGGCUUCUCCUAGGAGCGUCUUUGACACACUGAGCUGCAGAUGGCCUUGAAAUCUCAGUGACGGGCGAAAGGGAAAUCGAGUCACAGUAAAGCAGCCUCCCGCCCUGGUACCUGCCCCCUGCACGCCCGUUCUACAAGCCAUGGAGGCCACCGACGUUCCGGUGGGGAACCUCAUUGACUUUGAUUCCGAACCCCCUGCCUUCGUCCCCGUUGAGUCCCCUCCCUCACCCCCUCAACCCUCCAGUGGCAAUGGGGUACUGGAGGACCCGGCAGCUGUAGGAGAGGAGAGUGACACCACGGAGUCGGCCGACAGUGAGAACGACAUGGGGGAUUCGCCCAGCCACCGCAGCUGGAACAACUACCGCCGCUCCUCGUCCAAUGAGUCCUUCUCGUCCAACCAGAGCACGGAGUCGGCCAAGGAUGAGGUGAUGGUGGAGCGCCGGGAGUUCAUGAGGCAGUACGUGGAGAAGAUCUUCAGUGGAGGGGAGGACCUGGACCAAGAAGAGAAGGCCAAGUUUGGGGAGCUGUGCAGUGGAGAGAACGGAAAAGGCAGGGAGUGGUUUGCAAGAUAUGUCAGUGCUCAGCGCUGUAACUCCAAGUGCAUCUCAGAGCAGACUUUUUAUCGGCUGGUGCAGUCCUUCGCGGUGGUGCUGUUCGAAUGUCACCAGAUGGAUGACUUUGGUCCUGCCAAAAAUCUAAUGACCAUGUGUUUCACUUACUAUCACAUCGGUAAAGCCCAGGUGCUGCCCUCAGAGGCUAAGGAGAAGCCCAUGGGGAGUAUCGACUCGUACCUGAAGUCAGCAAACAGCUGGCUGGCUGAGAAAAAAGACAUUGCCGAGCGACUCUUGAAGAACACAUCAGCGAAGACUGAGAAUGUGAAGGGCUUCUUCGGGGGGCUGGAAACCAAGCUCAAGGGACCCAUGGGCAAAAAAAGCGAGGAGGGGGAAGACAAACCGAAGGAGAAGCUGCGGAAGACAGUUUCCUUGUACAGCCCCGAGGAGGAGGAAGAGGAGAAGAAGGGAGAGAAGAUCUAUUUAUAUAUGCAUCUGAAGCAGCAGCCUAUCUGGCACACCCUGAGAUUUUGGAACGCAGCCUUUUUCGAUGCUGUCCAUUGCGAGCGGAGGAAGAGAUCUCCCACCACCAGAGGGAACACUGGAGAGGAAGAGGAAAAGAGGGAGAAGUGGUGUCAUAUGACGCAAGAGGAGCGUGACGACAGCCUACGGUUUAACGAGAACAUCACUUUUGGGCAGCUUGGCACCUUCACUCACAACAUGUUGGCAUUCGGCCUAAGCAAGAAGCUCUGCAAUGACUUCCUGAAGAAGCAGGCCGUGAUCGGCAACCUGGAUGAAGAGCAAAACAAGCUGCUUAGUGAUCACAUUGAGCAAGUGGCUGCCGAAUAGCCAUCUGGCCUGUGUCUGGCGUUUCGAGAGAGGCGGAGAGGCGCGGCAGUGGGUGUGGGUGCGUAGUGGGAGGACUCCUCGGAGACCACCUGCAACUGAAGAUGGGCUACGUAAAACCACCGCAAUAAACCUGCAUGAUUGUCGGCAAACCUUAGUGCUGCGCCGUGCAGCCUGUAGAAAUAGGAGCUCAAACAAAAGCAACCCUUUUCAGAUGCUCCUUCAUCCCAGAGCCCCGUCACAUUGUCCGAGUUGAAUAUUCCAAGAGGUGUUUUUGUCUGUAAUAUGGAGUAACUGCUCAAGAUCCCUGUGUGGGCUCGGGGGAAGGACAGGAUUGCUGUAUCCCAGGCUCCAAGGAGGUGCCUUGCCCUGGCCAUGCAGCUGAAAACUGUGUGUGACUGCUGCAGUAGCCAACAGCAGAUGAGGUCAAAAGAUACUGUAGGCAGGGUGGGGGGUUGGGUGUAAAGGUGUAAAAUGGUAGCGCUAUGGGCUUGUUACUUUAGAAGGUUGGUACCCAGUGGCUAAUCCAGGUGAAAACAGGACUUUAAGGCCCCCAGCUCCGAGAUCAAGAGCUGUGUCCUCCUUGUGGUGCAUCAUGCAUUGAAAGUUUAUCCAUGACAGCUGCACCAUGCCUUUUGCUCUGGCAGAUUAGCAGCUGCUGCAAUAGGAACCAGCCUUGAGAUCAGAGCGAUUUGUCCCCUCUUCUGGUUUGACCUGCCGUUCUGCAGUGAGAUGGGCUGAUGCCCUUGCAGUUUGUACAGUCCUUUCAAAAGGAAACGUUGAUUGCUUCCAUUAUUGGGGCUAGAGAGGGAGAGAAUUCUUUAGUGACCAAAUCUGGGCAGAUGGGACCACUCUGGUAAAGGGUAGGAGACUGAUCUUGGAGCCGCUGCAGCAUCUUUGAUGUCGGUAGUCUGAUUUUGUGUCAAAGUGCAUUUCAUUAUCUCUCUGCAAACGUCCCUCUUGGUCUGGGUGAUAAGCAGGCAUACAGAAACUCAUGCAGAUCUUUUUGCUGCAGUCAGAGAAAUGCAGUAUCUGGCUAGCCAGCCCCCUCCUUUAAUACGAAAAUUCUUCCAAGGUGACCCUUUGAGAACUUUACUGUAUUUGUUUCAGAGGAAUGCGGGUGACGUUUGUACAUUUCAGUGUGAGGGCAAAUAAAGGAACUUCCUUAGUACCCUGGAUAGACUGGUGGCAGCCUUGUUCAGGGGAAGCUGUAGUGGUCCACAGCCGUUAGCUGGAGAGAGGAGGAGAGGGGUUGCUUUGCUUGGGUUCUGUUAGUAGAGAUGGUAAAGCAGCAGCAGGACGACUGUCUCCCUUCUGCCUUUCCUCUUGCAGAUUUUAAAUUCUGAAAAUCCUCCAGGUGGCUCCUUCCCACCGGGAGAUGCUCCGCAAUGGCAGCUGCCCUCUUCCCUAGAGCUUCACGCCAUGUCAGUUUGCUUGGUGGAGCUGGGGAGUGUAGUUCAAGGCUGGAACAUGGAAAUAUAUGGGAUGUGAGAGUCUGGCCCCCAGGUAGGGGAGGAACUCUGGGGCAGGAGGCAACCCAAAAAUGAUUGGAGCAUGGCAUGUCCUUGUGACUUUCCCUAAUACAAAAGAAACCCGGGUUAAUUUUCCUGUUAACCACCACUUCCAGCCACCAGUCUUUCAGAUAUACUGGACCAGACUGCUGCAUGUCUGUCUGUACUUUUAAAUAACACAUCCCGUUCAGGUGCAACCUGUACGCCUCCGGGAUACGAGUGAGUCACUCGGCCUCUGGGCUUUCUCAGUGCCAUGAUACAGAUUGUGCUGUUCUUGUUCCAAGUGGAAAUGAAAUAUUAAUCUUAUUAUUUUCCCACCAAUCUAAUCAUCCUCCGUUCUCCUUCCUGACCCCGCCCGUACCAAUCAGCUUCAUGAACCAUCCUGAAAUGGCCUUGUGUAAAUACUCAUUUUAUUCCUGGUCUUGAGUGAUUCCAGCCUCCCUGGAUAUAUUGUAAUCAGUAGAGCAGAGUACACAGACUUUCAUUUCUUUCUGGGUCCCUUGUUACCAGUAUGGCAUGCAGUGUGCAUCAGUGAAUCUUGGGUGUCAAGUGUUGAGAGAGGGAUGGAGUGACUAGAAUUAUCCAGGUAUAAUACCAGUGACUUUAAAAGAGGUCACAGACUUUAUUAUACAAACUUUUUUUUUUUGGUAGGGGCAGAUGGCUAGAUAAAAAUGGGAAACUUGUAGCAAAACUCAGGGACUUUAGAGAUCAAUACUGGAAUUUUUUCUAGAAAAGCCUUAUGCAAGGGAAAUGAGAUUGCUUCUCCCUUGGGAAAAUAAGGCAUGUUGGAAGCCCGUGUUAAAGGCUGUGGAGCAUGGCAUAGAGACAUGCAAAAGUCAGGCAAGCUGUGAGCCCCUUCACGUGCUCUAUGGCUGUCAAAUAAGAAUUUAUAGCCUAGCACACACUAAUUUCCAAUAGAAAUCGUGCAGUUGUCUACUCCAGAAAAUGAAAUGCUUCUUGCGUUGUGGUGUUCAGGUGACUCUCUUGCUGUGUGUUCAGUGUUUCAUCUCUCUUCAAAAGUAUUACCGUUGCUGACUUCUGUGUUUACAUGAACCUGCAUUUCAAGGGAUGUUUGUCCAGGGCUGCUCUGUGCUGUCAGUUAUGUACUGUAAGAUUCAUAGUGUUGCAGGUUUGUUUUAAUGCAGCCGCUUGACUUGUUGGCCCUGCAGUGUAACUUCCUAAAUCUAUAGAAUGGUAUUUAACAUCGUGAGUAACCUCUCUGCGAAUAUUCCCAGUCAUGUUGAGAUUUUUAAGUGUGCUGUGUGAUUAUUCCUAGCCCCCAAGCAAGCCAGUAAUCAUAGAUUGAUGCUCAGGAAAUGAAAAAAACAUCCUACAUAGAUGUUUAUAAAAGCGCUAAAGUCUCCUUGGAGUGUCGGAAGCAGUGGCACUUGGUUUUGGGUAUGAGACCAAAUAUUGUGUUCAUGAACUCUGGGGUGGGCGAUCCUGUUCCUGCAGGUUGCAAAUGCAGUCGAUCUGCUUCUUCCGAUCCAUGCCAGUUUUGAUGUGUCCAUGUUGUCGUCAGUUACUUACUACUAAGACUUGUUGUUCGUCAUGGUGUUAAUAGGAGAAGUCCAUGCUUUGGUCCUGGGUUAAAAGGCAGAAACCACGACUAUGUGCAAAUGAGAGAGAUCCAAGAGCAGUCUAAGGAGAAUGUGCUUUAGGGUUUUUUGGGUUUUUUUUGCAAUAUUAAGUGGGAACAGCUGAGUAGCACAAGGCAGUAAAACCCUCUGUGUUCCCCACACCUUCCAGAGUCACGUCUCUUUGCCCAUGCUAUCUAGCUAAUGCCCUUGACACCCACAGCCCAGUUUCCAAGUGCACUUGCCCACUGUCACAAUCCCCUACCUCAGCCCUUUCAGGUCAGAGCUGCUUUGUGCCAAGUACACCUCCGGGGAAUACAGGGCCCUGAUCACUGCUCUCUUGCGAGGCUCCUGAGACUCCCUCCCCUGUGGAAUGCUGGAGAGCUGGGGCAGUCAGGCUCCCAGAAAGCCUGCAGAUGCUUCCCAGUAACCCCUCUCUUUCAGAGACACUUAAGGAGGAGGUAAAAGGGGAGUCAUGCCAGCCUUGCAGGGUCCUUGUCCCCACUUGGAAAAGAGGUAGACACUCCCAAUCCAGUGGCCAUCCAUGACAGAUGGCCAGCCUGCCUCAUGGGGCUGUAUCUCCUCUCCUGGGGCUGUCCAGCAUAUGGACACAAAGGUCAGCUCCUUGCUUGUUGUUAGAUUGGGAGCGGACACCUCCGCUCCAGGAUCUCCAGAGUGCUCUGCUGGAAGAGAGGCUUGGUUCCCUGCUGAAGUUAAAUUGGGAGACCAUUGUCUGUGGACCAGCUAGUCAGUUUGGAGAGAGAUCUUGAUUCCACUAGCCAGGGCCACUGGCGCCCUCAAGCCAUACGAGGGCAAAACUUUAAGCAUAUGACUAGACCUACUGACAUCACGUGAUUAAAACUGUACAUAAAAGCACUUGGCUGGCUCGGAGCCCCAGCCCCAAUGACCUUUCCCAUCCGUUGUUUUAGUUUAUGAACUUUAUCUCCUUUCUUCUUCAAAGCGAUGUCUUGGGGGGUAACAUCCUGCCCCUCAGCACCAUGCAAGGUCAUGUUGGAGUGAUGAGGAUUUUAAUGUUGCGAGACUCAUCUCCAUAGCAAGGAGCUGCUGAGUCAAACCCUCUCUGUGAUUACUGGCCUUGGGAACUGCAGCACCUGUUUAAAAAAACAAACUAUGACAGCCUUAAGGCUUCAGAAAUGAGCUUUUCCUUCCCAGGGAGAGAGAGUUUGACAAAUUGGCCUGUUUUUGCCCUUUGAGAUCUCUUGAGACACUCGAGGAAUGAUUGCAAACCUCCGAGGUGGAAUGAGAAGGGUUCCAAUCUGUGCAAAUACACUGGGGUUUAACCCCUAGUUCUGAAGUGUGUAGCAUGGCCAAGCAUCUCAAUUGUACGCAUUACUCUUGUGGGAUGUGCUUAUCUGUAAUUGUGCAGAUGUGGUACUGAACUUGGGGGAAAGCCAGGCCAAAGAGAAUUGGGAGCACGCGCACUGCUCCGUCCUGGUUCCCAAAGGGGAUGAAUUUGAAGGUUGCAUCACCUAACUGAAAUUCAGUGAUUGUUUUGCUUUCCCAAGGAUUGCUGGUAUGGGAUGUAUUCGCCUAGAAUUGCAUUGUUUGGGGAGAAAUCACUGCUAUAGGAAUGUAGCCUGCACUUAGAAUUUUAUUCUGCUUAUUAGUGGGUUGAUGGACACAGGGGCAGCUCCAGCAGUUGGUUGGUAGCUGAUGAUCGCCAAAGUGUAGCGUACAGUAUGUCUGAUCUCAAUCUGUCCGUCUCUCUUAUUUUUUCUUUCCUGAAUUCUGCUGUUUUCUUCCAACACUAGAAAAGUUUAGCAGUGAAAACAUGUUAUAUGCACGUGUAUUUUUUCUAAAAAAUGUAAAAUUAAAAAAAUUGUAUGUAAAUUCAAAGAAAAUGUUUAAAUGUAUUGCCCCACAUUACAAAAUGUUUGCUUCCAUUGGGGUUCCAAAUGCUGUAUUUUACUCUUUAUAUAAAUAUAAUUAUAUAUAUAUAUAUAUUUAUUUAUUUAUUUGGUCUGAGUUUGACUUUGACACUGUAUUUAACGUUGUUACUGCCAUAUCAUGUGCUGAGGGUGAUGGUUAGACAAUUGAUGUGUUGUACUGGGAUCAUGUGACUUGAUUUCCCAAGGGAUCUUGGUUUAACGAUUUGUUUGAGAAUAUUUUAAGCCUGAAGACUGAGGGGGUUAAAUAAUGCAUUCCUGUUUUGGACUGUGGUGAGGGAUUAGAAUAAAUUGUCUUUAAACCCC